AUGCCAGAUGCUGACCAAAAUCCUCAGUUGUAUGAAAUGGUGAAGAGUCAUAUGAUUCAUGGACCGUGUGGAGUAUUAAACAAAAAUUCCCCUUGUAUGGAAGAUGGAAAGUACACCAAGGAAUUUCCAAAAGAGUUUCGGAAUGAGACAGCUCCAAAUAAAGAUGGCUAUUUGCGAUAUCGAAGGCGAGAUAAUGGAGUCAUUGCGGAGGUACGAAAUUAUGAGGUUGACAAUCGAUGGGUAGUUCCGUAUAACCCACACUUGCUCAUGAAAUAUGACGCUCAUAUUAAUGUGGAAGCCUGUGCAACCGUGAAAAGUAUUAAGUAUCUAUUCAAAUAUGCUUACAAGAGACACGAUUGUGCUAAUAUUAAACUGGAACUACGUGCUAAAGACGGUGCAAUUUUUGCCAAAACUCUGGAAUGGGAUGAAAUUAAAGCCCAUCUCGAUGUUAGAUAUGUCAGUGCAUCAGAAGCUGUAUGGAGACUCUUUGAAUUUCCACUACAUGACAAGUCUCUGUAA
This is a messenger RNA of Rotaria socialis, 519 nucleotides long. Lineage: Eukaryota; Metazoa; Rotifera; Eurotatoria; Philodinida; Philodinidae. The record is from the annotation of a GenBank genome assembly.